UGCCAGCCGGGCCUCCAUUGUUGUAACCCUCAUUAGCACCAGUUAAAAGAAUCUGUUCUGCAGGACCAGAGGCGCCACUCUGCAGCCGCUCCCCGGCUCGUUCACAGCGGAAACCUUAAACUACUUCUUCUCUACAGACAAAGCAAAAACUACCAAGUGAUUACCAACAGUACACGGCAGCAGGGGGCUUGAGGUUCUGCUCGAAGACGCCAGCAUGAACUCUCCAGAUUAUGGAGUUUCAACAAUGAGGAGAGGAAGCUAUGAUGAUGCUGCAGCUUCUCUACAUCCUCACCUUAGACACUUGGCUCAGAGAAGGCGCUCUGCCCCGUCACUGGUCUUUGGGAAGGCUCUGCCAUGGUCCCCUAUCAGGGAGGAGGCUUCCUGCUGGGCCUCUAUGGAGCAGAGUCCAUUUGUCCUUGGCCUCACCAGUGAGAACGGAGAGCUGCUGCUGGACGAACGUGUUCAGGUCACAGAGGGCUCGAAGACCAAGGAGAGACACCUGUUCCUCUUUAGCAAUGCCAUUGUCUUUGCUAAACUCAAGUCGACUGCCAGCUAUCGUCUGAAGCACAGGGUGAGCCUCGAGGACAUCUGGUUUUACGGGUUUGAAGACGAACCGGAGGAAGAGGAGGCAACGACGGGGGAUAUUGAUCUCAGGGUGACCCUCGUCUUAGCCUGGGAUCUCUGUUUUUGUUUGGUUGGUUUUCGCUCACCUGAGGUGAAAGAACACUGGUUAGAUACUCUUCACAGAAAAAUUAAAGAAGCAAAAGCGAGAGGAGGUUGUGCUUGUUCCCCUCCAGACGUCCUAAUGAAGGUUUUGAGUGGCAGCGUCACGACUAAAACUCUAACAGGAGGUGGCAUGGAACAAUUCAUUGAGUUUUCCCUUGAUGGCGACGCAAAGACCUCUGCUGUGUCAAAGCAGUUGAAUAACAAGGAGGACAAGCAUGACACUGAAACCAGAUGGAACCUGGUGAGGAGGCUCAGAAAGGGCCAUAGUCUCAUCAACAAAGCAUGCCGGUCAGAGACCGACCCCAAGCCUCGGCUGUUUGGACAGACCCUCAGCAAGAUAUGCCCCGACGAAAGCUCCCUUCCCAAACCAGUCUCACUGGUGCUGCUGUUGCUGAGGAAGAGAGGGCCGUCCACCGAGGGAGUGUUUCGCAAACCGUGCAACAACAAGAACAUGCGGGACAUCAAAGAGCAACUCGACAGCGGCCGGGAGGUGGACCUGGAGGGCCAGCCGGUCGUCCUGCUUGUUGGGCUGCUCAAAAGUUUUCUGAAGGAACUUCCUGGCAGCUUGCUGGUGUCUGAACUUUAUGACAAGUGGAUGGCUGCUCUGAACAAUGAAGACACCCAGCAGAGAGCUCUGGAAAUCAAAAAGGUGGUAGAGGACCUCCCUGGACCCAACAAACUCCUCCUUCAGCAUCUAGUCUGCGUCCUCCAUCACAUCCUCGAGAGCGCUGACACCAACAAGAUGGACGCCUCCAACCUUGCGGUGUGUAUUGCCCCCACGCUGCUGCAGCUGGAUGGCACCCCCCUGGAUGAACAGAAGGAACAGAUGAAGAAGGUCACAGAGCUAACUCAGUUCCUGAUCGAGCAUUGUGAGAUACUUGGAGAGAAUAUCCCCAAUCUGCUGGAUACUGAUGCAGACUCACUGUCCUCUCAGCAUCAUGACUCUGCGUAUGACAGCACCGACCCGGAUGGAUAUGGAGAGGCAGGAGAGAGUACCAGCUCCACCCAUUUAGAGAGUGGCUCAUCUUCCUCUCUCAGUCCCAGCUUCACCACCUCCUCCUGGUCAGCUGAUACGAUGUUCGACACAAAGCCAGCAGUCACCCGCCGCUGCUCUGAGCCCAUCAUCCUCCUGUCAGCUAAUCUUGAGAGCCUGUGUAGCCAUUCCAGGAGCCACGACGACUGCUCCAUGGAGAGCAAGGACUUUGAGGAACAGCCUCUGAAAAAGCAGAUCUCGGACGACUCCUUCUUGCUCAGAGUACGAUGUGGAGCAAGGCCAGUAUCUUUUCCAAAACUUGGCAGCAGCUCCAACAUGGAUCCUCUGCCCUACAUGGCAGGUAACUGCUCAUGCUCUUCCCUUGAGAGCGCUGCCUCUAAUCAGUCUGAAAGCUCUGUCUUCACCAGCUCCCCCAUGGGGUCGCCACCCUGCCUCAGAAGAGCAAACACCCCCACUCAGCCUUCAAUGGCAGCAAAGCCUCAGCAGGACAUCCCCAGACUGAUUUCAGAUGAGAAGAGGCGUUCACAGUCCGUGAGAGUUGCCACUAAAGUCCUAAUGCGGACCAGGAGCUUAGGUCCCUUCAGCAGGAGUAGCAUGAAGAAAGACUCUCAGAAGGAAAACUCCUUCCCUUGUGGAACCCUUCAGGAGGACUCUCAGAGUGAAGCGGACCCACCAGCUGAGCUUAUACACAAACCCCGGCCUUUGUCAGCCAUUGAAGUGUUUAAGCAGGUGGACAGAAAGCUUCCAGCAAGGCCUCCAUCAUACGAGCAGGCAGUGCAGAACACGGGCCUUCCUCCACAGUAUGGAUCAAUGACUGUAUACGAUGCCAUAGUGCUGGAGAGAAGGUCCCGUCCAUCCUCUGUAAACUAUGACUUCCCAACUACCUGUUCUGUCAAUCAGUACAGAGACGAUGUCCAGCAGCGGCAGCCUUUCCGCCAGAGAGCCAUGUCCGAGUCCGUGUCUGCAGGUCAUCAUGAGGCUGUGUCCCGCAGAUGUAGCCAGCCUGUGUUUGAGGAAUUUUCUUACGCCAAGGAGUCUUAUGUUUGAUUGACUUUAAAAGUGAUUCACAGAUUGGAUUUUAGAUAUACAUUCAUUGGA
Messenger RNA from Etheostoma cragini (Arkansas darter), 2818 nucleotides. RefSeq names its product T cell activation RhoGTPase activating protein b (gene tagapb). Bases 215 to 2767 code for a protein of 850 amino acids. Gene Ontology annotation, biological process: regulation of Rho protein signal transduction; signal transduction. NCBI's taxonomy places the organism in Eukaryota, Metazoa, Chordata, Actinopteri, Perciformes, Percidae. The record is from RefSeq and is a predicted model, not a curated record. Gene Ontology annotation, molecular function: GTPase activator activity. The transcript is spliced from 14 exons.